Molecule: messenger RNA, 2322 nt
Organism: Aedes albopictus (Asian tiger mosquito)
Lineage: Eukaryota; Metazoa; Arthropoda; Insecta; Diptera; Culicidae
Product: lamin Dm0
Exons: 2
Coding region: 460-2142 (560 amino acids)
Biological process (GO): nuclear migration; nuclear pore localization; nuclear envelope organization
Cellular component (GO): nuclear lamina; nuclear envelope
Molecular function (GO): structural constituent of cytoskeleton
Source: RefSeq, a predicted model, not a curated record
GAGUUGUCGGAGGUCGGGUACGUGAAGGUUAACAUAGGAAUCACUCUUUAUUUUGGGACAUCAAAGGGUUUAUUAUAGCACUUUAAACGGUAGCGAGACCACAGUUCACUGUUGAACAUCACUUGAUUCAAUUGUAUAAUUUUCACAACAUUUUACCACCCAACCUAUUUCAUCUCAACAAUGCAGUAGAGCGCGCUUCUUCAGUGCAUGAUUAGCCAUGAGAGAGCCAACUGUACAAGUUAUACAAAGUGUGUGAAUGUGGUGAUUAUUAUUGGAUAAUUAGAAUUCAACAGCUCAUAACGAUUCACGAGUCACGAGUAAUUAGCAUCAACGAUAUCGUUGCCGAUUCCCGUUGACUACUGUUGAACAAUACCGUCCCAUUAUCCCAUAUAGGUUUGGUGCACGUGAUCGUUCCCAUCAGCUCCAAACAGUUUUGGCGCCUGAUCGCUCCCCGCCACCAUGUCGGGAAAAUCGAAAAAGUCCACGGCCAAACCGACCUCUACGUCCGGUGCCCAGUCGGUGUCCUCGUCGGCUUCCACAGUGUCCAGCAUGACCGAGUCUUCGGAAACCGCCCUCAGUCCAUCGCGCCGAAGUCGAUUGCACGAGAAAAACAGCCUCAUGAAUCUUAACGACCGUCUCGCGUGCUACAUUGAACGUGUUCGCUUUUUGGAACAAGAAAACUCGAAACUGUCGCUGGAGUUGUCCUCCUGUCAGGAAACGGCCCAUCGCGAGGUGGCCAAUCUGAAGGCGAUCUACGAGAACGAACUGGCCGAUGCGAGGAAACUGCUCGACGAGACUGCCCGCGAUAAGGCCAAGGUGGAGAUAGAUUCCAAGCGGUACUGGGAGGAAAACGAUGUGCUGAGGAUCAAAUUGAACAAGAAGAUCAAGGAACUGACCGAGGUGGACAAAGAUGCCCGAGCGAAUGAGGCCAGAUGUAUCGAGCUAACGGCCAACUACAACAGCGUUUGCUCGGAGAAGAAGAAACUCCAGGAAGAACUGCGUGAGGCUGAUAUGGAAGCAGCGAAGUUGCGGAAAUCGUUCGAAGCCAUGCGGAAAGAUCUUGAGCACGAGACGCUGAUCCGGGUGGAUCUGGAGAACAACAUCCAGAGUCUUCGAGAGGAGCUCACGUUCAAAGAUCAAGUUCACAGCCAGGAACUUUCGGAAAGUAAAAUGCGGCGACAGACCGAAAUCAGCGAAAUCGAUGGAUAUCUCAUGGAUCAGUACGAAACGAAGAUGCAGCAGACUCUCCAGGAGCUUCGUGAUCAGUACGAAACUCAGAUGAACAUGAACCGUGAUGAGAUGUCCGAGCUGUACGAAGCUCGGAUUCAGAACUUGGAAAGCCGACUCGCGCAGGAGCGCGUUCAACACGAAGAGGAACGGUUGAAGCUCGAAAAAGAGCUCAACCGGUUGCGGGACGAGAUGUCUGUCCAGCUCAAAGAAUACCAAGAUCUUAUGGACAUUAAGAUCUCGUUGGAUAUGGAAAUUGCCGCUUACGAUCGGCUGCUUUCCUCGGAGGAAACCCGCCUCAACAUCACUCCAAGCGUGACGAGCACUACGUCCGCCGGGUUGAGCACUUCCUCUCGUCUGUUCCGCACCCCAUCAUACAAGCGAAAACGCAACGCCUUGGACGAUUCGGUGGACUAUUCCGUGACCUCGUCCGCCAAGGGAGACCUUGAGAUAUCCGAGUGCGAUCCGGACGGAAAGUUCGUCAAAGUGCACAACAAAUCCGAUCAAACCCAGAAGCUCGAAGGAUGGCAGAUUGUCCGUAAAACCGAAGCAACCGAAGUGACCUACAAAUUCUCCAAGGGAGCUAAACUUGAGGGAGGCGCAACGGUCACCGUUUGGUCGGCCUCAUCCAACCAGAAAGCCGAUCCGCCGGGGAGUUUGCUCAUGAAGGGUCAAUCGUGGGCAACGGGAGACAACGUCAGCACGCGGUUGAUCAACCAGGAUGGUGAAGAGGUGGCCCAUGCUGAGCGGAUCAAAAUGAAGUCGAUGGGCGGCUCGGCAGGGCCCAAGGAUAAGUUCUUCCUGGACGAGGGAGGCGCCCGGCUAGGAGUCAGCCGAACCGGUGGGGUACGAUCACCGGGAACAUCGAGACGCGGUUCAGGUGAUAAAAACGACGAGCAGUGUGUAGUAAUGUAAGCGCAAAAUUUGGGUGGUGUUUAUCGUAAAGAUUAAACUUGUAUUUUUUUUUCUGCAUUUUUGCAAAGUAAAUGUAAAAGUAAAAUGGUUUAGAUUGCAGGGAAACAGAUUUUGUAUGUAUUUUUGUAAGUUUGGAAAAGAUUUGAAAUAAAAUUGCAUAAUUUUAUAGUCAGUACAUAA